AUGAAUAGCUUUCUCCUUGUUCCUUGUAGCGUCAGAAUGGGGAACAUUCUGAAUCUCAUGCCUGGAAAUGGAAUAACUACACUGGAACACCACGAUCGGAAGCGAUGCCGCCAAGGUAGAAUAGCAGAUGAAGCAUUCGAACCGUGCUGCAUUAUGGUUCUCAGGGCUAUAUCAUACCAGGCUGGAUGUAAGGCAGUCCAUCAAAAGAGGAUUGCAGACGGCCGAUUCGAACUAUUGAGCAUUCUGAUUUGCAGAGCAAUGUCACUGCACACUCGUCCCAGACCGGUCUGUGACAAGGGGGCGCAAAAUGAUCAACAUAGACUGCGCAGCGUUCUGGCUUGUGGAGUUAUAUCUGACUACAUCAUCUGUCACGAGUUAUUAAACUCUGAAAAGGGGAUAUCAAGUGAUCCGUUUGAGAGCCUUCCAGAGGACGUGCUAUGCACAAUUUUAUCCAAGUUGCCUCUGAAUGAUGCUGUAAGGACCAGUGCCGUGUCAAGGAAGUGGAGAUUCUUGUGGACAGUUUGUCCAAACCUGAGUUUUGAAGGAAUUACAAUGUGUGGCAAGAGUACUUGUGGGAAAGAACAAGAUGUUCAGAAGUUCAUCGAUAAUGUUAAUGCAGUCUUGGCACAGUGCCAUGGCCGGGUUGUUGACGAGCUUGCCAUUUUGGUGCAGGGCAUGGCAUCCAUCAAAUUUGAUUUUGACACCAUGCUGGUUGACCAUCUCAAUAACUGGGUUCGCUUUGUGCUAUCCUCAUCACAGAUAGAGUUCUUAACUUUUGAUUUGGCACCAGAACGUUUUGGAGGUCGUUAUGAUCGGUACUUGUUUCCGUUCCAACUUUUGGACAGUGGAAGUAUAUCCCGUCUACAGAAAAUCCAUCUUAGCUUUGGAUAUCUCCGGCCACCAACCGGGUUCAGUGGUUUCCCUAACCUACGGAAGCUUGAUCUGAACUUAGUGAAUGUCAGUGGAAAAGAUCUUCAAGACAUGUUGUCAAAUUGCUCUAACCUAGAGUGGUUAAGUAUUGUUAGAUGUCAUCUCUACGAUGAACUAAAGGUUAAUGGUCCACUGCCUCACCUGCUACACUUGCAUUUUUCAUUCUGCGAGAUAACGAAGAUUGCAUUGCAUGCCGUGAAACUCACAAAUUUUGUAUACAAGGGGAAGUCAGUAUGUAUUGACCUCGGCAAAUCUUCAAGGCUCGAAAGUGCAGAUGUUAGUUUUUAUGGAGUGACUCUUGAGGACGCUACCACCCAACUUGCUAAUGUGUUUACACAUGCUCAAAAUCUGAUUUUUGAUACUUGUUGCGAACCACCACAGAUGCCCUGCCUGAUGCAUAACCCAUGCAAGUUUUCCCAGCUGAGGCAUUUAAAACUGAUGCUGCUAUUUGAAAACGAUGUUGACACUCCGCAUUUGGCCUCCUUUCUGACAUCCGCUCCUUUCCUCGAAACACUAGAGAUGGAUUUUAUUGUUUCUCCUUCCCUAUACACGGGACACGUGCCUAUGAAGGGACUUCUGGAGGGUCCAUAUAAAUAUCUGAAGAAUGUGUGCAUGACAGCAUUCCGAGGAUCCAGAGGCCAGCUUGAAUUUCUUUUGCACAUCGUGGGAAAUGCCCCUGCUUUGGUAUUUUUACUAUUGACCAUUCGUAUAAACAGGUGA
Messenger RNA from Triticum turgidum subsp. durum (durum wheat), 1650 nucleotides. Lineage: Eukaryota; Viridiplantae; Streptophyta; Magnoliopsida; Poales; Poaceae. The record is from the annotation of a GenBank genome assembly.